AACAAAAAUGCUCACUACUAAAAAUAGAAAGAACAGAUGUCAUGUUUAUUGAAAAAAUCUUAAAUUAUUUUUUAUCAGAACACAUCAUAUGCAUUGACUAUAUUAGAGACAAAAUUUGAAGAGGUAUUACUCUUUACAGCAAGGAGGAUGAUGGGAUAUUGGGAUAAUGACAGAUUUUGCCUAAAGCAAAGGUAACGUUCCAAACAAAAUCCUAGAAAGCAAAGUGCAUCCCACCUCCAAAGAAAGGAAAAUAUCCUGGUUUGGAAGACAAUAAAGGGGAAGAUCAAUCCAAACAAGUAACCUAAUUACAUAGAAUUCAAGUCCUAAUCAUAUCCUCCUAAGCCAUACAAGGUUAUUCUCCUAUUUUAGUCAAUUUGCAAUCCCAAAACGUUAUCCUCUGUACCAAAACAGUACAAUCCCUUCGGGUUUAUAGACACUGUCAGGUCACUAGGCAACAGAACUAAAUGUCAUGGCAUCGGGGUCAAUUGAGAUGAACAAAAACGGUUUAUCUUCAACUAGCAGCAUAGUGGUUGGAGAGGAAUUACGUAAUGAGGUGGUAGAUGAUAAGAAUAAAACAUGUCGACACCCUCGGUGGACCAGACCAGAAACAUUGGUGCUCAUAGAAGGGAAGAAGAUUGCAGAAGAUAGAAGAAGGGGGUGUGGGGCUAGUUCAGUUCUUGAUUGUGCACAAAUUAAACCAAAGUGGGACUUGGUCUCAUCCUAUUGCAAGCAAAAUGGUGUCAACAGAGGACCAGUUCAAUGCAGAAAACGAUGGAGCAAUCUUAUUAGUGAUUUCAAGAAAAUAAGAACAUGGGAGUUGCAAGUGAAAGAAGAGAGGGAUUCAUACUGGAUGAUGAUGAAUGAUUUAAGGAAGGUGGGGAAGUUGCCGGGUUUUUUCGAUAGGGAAAUAUAUGAUGUUUUGGAAGGGAAGGCAUUUAUUGCAGCAGAACAUCAACUUGCAGUGGUGACCUUAGGCACAGAUGCAAAUACUGGUAAUCAUAUGGAAACUGGAGAGGGAGGGGAUGAGGUGCAGGAUAAUGGGAAGGCUCAACAAGUUCUUGGAAGUGGACAUCAUAAAACAGCAGAUAGUGUUAAUCUUUCAGAUUUUGAACCAACACCACAGUGGAAUGGGGAUGAUUCUACUGAAGAAGGGAUCACACCAGAUAAACCAACAAUCACCAUCCCUUCACCAGUGUCAAUCUCAGCAGAGAAGAAUUGUCAGCCACUUCGCCAGGCAUGCCCAUAUCCAGGAACAGCAAAAGGAGAACAGUCAGGUUCACAUUUCUGGAAAGGACCCCCACUUCAAAAGGGAGUGAAGCGAAGACGAUUGUUUUCUGAUUGUUGUGAGAAUAGUAAUCUGGAGGACUGUUUGGCUAAAGUGAUGGAGAGAAACAGUAAUAUGCUAAAUGCAGAACUUGAAGCUCGGAACAUGAAUGUGCAAUUGGACAGAGAGCAGUGUAAAGAACAGAGCGAAAGCUUAGUUGCUGCUCUUAACAAGAUUGGUGAUGCACUAGUGAGAAUUGCUGAUAAACUUUAAAUACAAAAAGCAGCAAUCAAAGCCUUAGCCAUCCACAACAGUUUUUUGCUUACCCAAAACCAAGAACUUUUAAGAAGCUUUCUUAAGGUUUUUAGAAUUUAGUCAUACUUUCUGUUUCAACCGUGAUUAGGAAGAAUUUUUGCAGCUUAGUUCUGUUUUCUUGUCCAAAUUUUC
Molecule: messenger RNA, 1711 nt
Organism: Ipomoea nil (Japanese morning glory)
Lineage: Eukaryota; Viridiplantae; Streptophyta; Magnoliopsida; Solanales; Convolvulaceae
Product: trihelix transcription factor ASR3-like
Exons: 3
Coding region: 470-1537 (355 amino acids)
Source: RefSeq, a predicted model, not a curated record